Molecule: messenger RNA, 444 nt
Organism: Microthlaspi erraticum
Lineage: Eukaryota; Viridiplantae; Streptophyta; Magnoliopsida; Brassicales; Brassicaceae
Source: the annotation of a GenBank genome assembly
AUGGCGGCUUUGCAGAAGGAGAGCUCGAGUGCGCUGACGCAGUCGCUUCGCCUUAGCCGGGAGAACCAGGUACUCGUCGCCGAGAAGGACAACGUAGCUCGCCGUGCCAACCGCGCAGGUCGGAGGGAGAUGGUCGCGAAGCAUCGGGAAGUGCUUGAAUCGGCUAAGGCAAAGUUCGAGGAGAAGAGGGUGGAAGGUGAGAAGGAGGGCGAUCAGAUCGAACUCCAAUCCAACAUCGAUCUCCUUACGUCGCUGAUCUCCGGUGCGAUCAACCAGGAGGAAGAGCUCGCCAGGUUGAAGGGGCUCGAGGAUGAGGUGGCCGAAGCAGCCAAGGCGGCCCAAGUCUCCGAUUUCUCGAUCGGGAAGUUAACCUUCCCGUGGUUUCGGAGGACUCGGUCGCGCGCAUGGAGAUCGACCCAUCGACGAGCAUCCCGGUUGGCUUGA